GCGCUGAAGCCCCAGAGCCCGCGGCGACGGCGGCAGUAGCGGGCAGGGCUGGAGCCGGGUGGCUGCGUCUGCUGCAGCCCGGUCGCUGACGCUACGUGCCUCUCGGCGGGCAGCUCUCCCUCCCCACCUGGGGCUCACCUGGUCGAGGCCCCAGUGCUGCCAAGCGCCAGCGGGGCGCCUGCCAAAGGCCGGAAGGAACCGCUGAGCUCGCUCGCCAUGGGGCCGCCGCCUGGGGCCGGGGUCUCUGGCCGAAGUGGCUGCGCCUCUUCCCGACUGCUGGCGUGGUGCUUCCUGCUGGUACUAAGUCCGCAAGCCCCCGGCUCGCUGGGGGCCGAAGCAGUGUGGACCGCGUACCUCAACGUGUCCUGGCGCGUUCCGCACACCGGAGUGAACCGCACGGUGUGGGAGCUGAGCGAAGAGGGCGUGUACGGCCAGGACUCGCCGCUGGAGCCGGUGGCGGGGGUCCUGGUGCCGCCUGACGGGCCCGGGGCGCUCAACGCCUGUAACCCGCACACGAAUUUCACGGUGCCCACGGUCUGGGGUAGCACGGUGCAAGUGUCUUGGUUGGCCCUCAUCCAGCGCGGUGGGGGCUGCACCUUCGCAGACAAGAUCCAUCUAGCUUAUGAGAGAGGGGCGUCCGGAGCCGUCAUUUUCAACUUCCCGGGGACCCGCAAUGAGGUCAUUCCCAUGUCUCACCCUGGUGCAGGAGACAUCGUUGCAAUCAUGAUUGGCAACCUGAAAGGCACAAAAAUCCUCCAAUCUAUUCAAAGAGGCAUACAAGUAACAAUGGUCAUCGAAGUAGGGAAAAAACAUGGGCCUUGGGUGAAUCACUACUCGAUUUUUUUCGUUUCUGUGUCCUUUUUUAUUAUCACAGCAGCAACUGUAGGCUAUUUCAUCUUUUAUUCUGCUCGAAGAUUACGGAAUGCAAGAGCCCAAAGCAGGAAGCAGAGGCAGUUAAAAGCAGAUGCCAAAAAAGCUAUUGGAAAACUUCAGCUACGCACACUAAAGCCAGGGGACAAGGAAAUUGGCCCUGAUGGAGAUAGUUGUGCUGUGUGUAUCGAGCAGUACAGGGCAAAUGAUCUGGUACGCAUACUAACCUGCAACCAUAUUUUCCAUAAGACCUGUGUUGACCCCUGGCUGUUAGAACACCGAACUUGCCCAAUGUGCAAAUGUGACAUCCUCAAGGCUUUGGGGAUUGAGGUGGAUGUGGAAGAUGGGUCAAUGUCUUUACAAGUCCCUGUUGCGAAUGAAACAUCUAAUAGUGCCUCCUCUCAUGAUGAAGAUAAUCGCAGUGAGACCGCGUCAUCUGGCUAUGCCUCUGUACAGGGAGCAGACGAACCACCUCUGGAGGAACAUGUGCAGUCAGCAAAUGAGAAUCUGCAGCUGGUAAACCAUGAAGCGAAUUCCGUGGCAGUGGAUGUCAUUCCUCAUGUUGACAACCCAACCUUUGAAGAAGAUGAAACUCCUGAUCAAGAGACUGUUAUUCGAGAAAUUAAAUCAUAAAGUCUGUGUCAACAGAAAACUUGACCUGGUGGUUAAUAACAGAACUGCCAAUCAGGGCUUAGUUUACUUUUAAUAAAUUGGAUAAACUCAAUAAAAUCAGAAUGAUACUGAAAGUGCUGAGAUGAUUAAUAUUAUGCUAUAGUUAAGCGGCUUACAAUAUUUAACCUACUAACUCUUUUUCCCACAAACUCAUUAUAAUCUUUUUCAUAGGCAAGAUUUCUCUCAAUAGUGAUAGCCACAUUUUUAAACAUUCAAAACACUCUUGAAGGAGUCACAUUUUUCAUUUAUAACAGUUUUCUUAUCAAAACAUACUGCUUUUAAAACGUGGAGUAGCUAUAAUCUAUUUUAUGAUAGUAUCUUAAUUAAAAAUAAUAAUACUUUAGCUUGGGCUAUAUGUGUCAGGGGUUUUCUCCAGGUGCUUAUAUUGAUCUGGAAUUGUAAUGUAAAAAGCAAUGCAAACUUAGGCUAGUACUUCAUGAAAUGUCUAUUUAAGCUACAUUAAGUUAAUAGAACAAGAUUAAAGCAAAAUAUUCAUUUUAACUUUUUCUGGUUUUUAAAAUUAGGCUAAAUGUACUUCAUUUGAGUGUUGAGUAUAGUUUAUCAGAGAAUAUGGACUGAAUUGAUUAGUGUAUUAGUGACACCAAUUUGACACAUUAUAGACAAAAAUACUGUGUAACUAUUUCUCAAACUUAUGCAAUUUUCAAAAACACAGUACAUAAAUUACCAAGCUAUUUGAAAACGGUAAUGACGGUGUAAGUCACACAAUUGGUAAUCGAUCUUUGUGCAUGAAUUAGUCUACAGAAAAUGUCCUGUAAAAUUAGUCUGUAGAAAAUGUUUUCUGAAAAAUGUUGACUUUAAAAGUUGAGUUUACAUUUGACCUAAAUGGGCUAAAAUUAUAUUAGAUAAACUGAAAUUCUGUCCAUGUAGCUAUAAAUUUUGUGAAUGCAUUUUUUGGAGUUUGAAAAAGAGGGGGGGGAGAAUUCCAGGUGCCUUAAUCUAAAGUUUGAAGCUUCAUCCACCAAAGUUCAAUAGAUCUAUUUAAAAUGCACUUUAUUUGUAUUCUGCGUGGCUUAUCUUUUGUUUCAGAGUUUUGUUUUCAGUGCAAAUUGCAGCAGAAUUCAGGCAAAAACAGAACAGACACGUAUUUUUGUUUGCUGAAUAUAGAAUAGAUGAAACCAUUGCAUUCUUGUACACUGAUUUGAAAUGCUGUAAAUAUGUUCUGAUUUGUAUUGAUUCUCUUUCAAUAUAAAAUGUAAAUAAAAUUCAAAUAAAAAUAUGGUAUAUAGUUUA
This is a messenger RNA of Otolemur garnettii (small-eared galago), 2793 nucleotides long. It is a transcript of the gene RNF128, whose product is annotated as ring finger protein 128, E3 ubiquitin protein ligase. The coding region runs from base 217 to 1503 and encodes 428 amino acids. The record is from RefSeq and is a predicted model, not a curated record. NCBI's taxonomy places the organism in Eukaryota, Metazoa, Chordata, Mammalia, Primates, Galagidae. The transcript is spliced from 7 exons.